AUUUCAUUCUUUGUUUGGAAGAGCAAUCGCGAAGCAAAGAUGAAAUUCCUGAUCACUGUCGCUACCAUAGUCGCCAUGGCUUCCGCCGUGCCUGCCAACCGCGGCCUGGUGACGCCUGGCUUGGGCGGCCCUGUUCCCAUCCUACACGAGCCUAUCGACGUCGAACCUGCAAUCAUCAACGAAUUCGAGCCAAUCGACAACGGACCCGCUAUCGUCGACUUCCCCGUUCCUCCUUCCCCAGUCGUCAUUGGUCCCAUCGCCCCCGGCCAGGCUUCUCCCCUAGUUCAGAUUAUUGUUAAUGUAAACCAAGCAUUAACUCCCUCUCCCGUCGAAAUAAAUCCCGAGCCAGUGAUCGUUGAUGAGGAAAGCGAAAUCAAACCUGAUCCCGUAAUCGUUGUUGAUGGUCCUGAAGUUACGCCCGUAAUCAUUGCUGAUCCCGCCAUUGUUCUUCCUGAGCCCGUGAUUGUGGCUCCUAUUGAACCUACGCCUGUGUCACCCGUCAUCAUCGGUGCCCCCGACCUUCCCAACCCCCAAUGAGUACUAGAUAAUAUGACAACUGAUAUUGUUAAAAUUUUAAGUAAUUAAUACAAAACAAUUCAUAAAUAUUCUUCACACAUUUAUUCUUAAAGAUUAAUUUCGGUUAAUAAAGAUCUGUUAUAAAAAAA
Messenger RNA from Bombyx mori (domestic silkworm), 665 nucleotides. Its product is annotated as putative cuticle protein CPH45. NCBI's taxonomy places the organism in Eukaryota, Metazoa, Arthropoda, Insecta, Lepidoptera, Bombycidae. The record is from RefSeq and is marked provisional.